Messenger RNA from Clarias gariepinus (North African catfish), 2385 nucleotides. Its product is annotated as high mobility group AT-hook 2b. Gene Ontology annotation, biological process: regulation of DNA-templated transcription. The transcript has 6 exons. The coding region runs from base 136 to 468 and encodes 110 amino acids. Gene Ontology annotation, molecular function: DNA binding; transcription coregulator activity. The record is from RefSeq and is a predicted model, not a curated record. Lineage: Eukaryota; Metazoa; Chordata; Actinopteri; Siluriformes; Clariidae. Gene Ontology annotation, cellular component: nucleus; chromatin.
CUUGGUUCUUAGACAGGUAUCAGUUAGACUGAGGGCCACACAUGUUCUUACAUCAGCGACUUCAUGGAGAACAAGCACGCGCGGUAGACCUCUAUCAGUGAACAGUGUGUGGAGUGUAUGUGAGGUCUGGCCAGGAUGGAAGAAAAGAUGAGUGGAGCAGCAGCUGAACUGGCUGCUGCACCAGCAACUGAAGCUCCAGAGGCACCGCGCCGAGGCCGAGGCAGACCACGCAAACCACAACAGGAACCUGUUGACCCCCCUGCUCCCAAAAGGCCAAGGGGAAGACCCAAAGGGAGUAAAAAUAAGGCCAGUCGUAGUACACCCAAAGAGCCACCAAAGGAAAAAAGACCUCGAGGCCGACCAAGAAAAUGGCCUCAAAAACCAGUGCAGCAACAAGAGCAAGAGGUGGAAGAAGAAGAAGAAGAGGACCAGCCACACCUGCCAUUACCACAUGACAACCGCGUCUAGGCUCUGAGCCGCCGCUCUGUGCAAUAGGCUGCAUUUAGACAGUUAGAUCCAGCCUUCUCAUGUAGGUGUGUUAUCAAUCACUUGACAAAAGUACAUAACUUGAUCUUGGCAAUUCUCAAAGCACUAAUAUUAGAAAUACAUUCCCCUUAAUAACUAGAUAUCAAAAAACAUUUAGUGAAAAAGUCUGAACUGAGCACCGUGGAUUUAAUUAUCUAUAAUCAUAGGUUUUGAUUACAUAGAUUACAUAGAUAAACUGCAUCAAGUAAUAUCAGACAUGGGCUUAUUUAAAACCACAUUUGCAAAACAUAUGGAGCUAAAUGUGCACAUGACAAGACGAUCAAAGAGUGAUUUGGAUUGUGAACUGGAUUUGGCCAUCCCAUCCUUUCUGUCUAAAUGUAGCCAGAGACCGGCACUUACACCAGUUUUUUUCUACACUUCAGACUUGAUAAUAAACAUCUAACGGGUGCUUUCAGUAUAAAUUGAAAAACACUUUUACUUACAGCCAACAUGGGCUUGUAGUACAGAAUACAUAUAUGAUAUGGUACCAUAUAACUACUAUACCAUUUUACUUUAUCUUAAAUCACCACCUAUAUUAUUUUAUUUGUCUAAAUUUACAUUCUUUCUUUUGGCUGUUCUUACAAUUGAGAUGAUAUACUGUAUAACUGAGUGUUAACAUUCAUAAAUCUUGCCCCAAGACACCAUUAUAAUAAUAAUUAUUAUUAUUAUUGUUUUUUCUAUAUAAUAUAUGCUCUUAGUAAUUACAAUGAAAUCACAUUUCUUUCUAAGAUGAAUCCCAGAAAUGUUUUUUCAGUAUUUCCACACGUGUAUCUUGUUGUUCUUGAAAAUAUGUCAAACCUGCUGAAUUUUACUUUUUUUCUUUUGAAAAAAAGUCUUUUUUGUUUACAAUGUGAAAUAGAGUACUAGAUCACUUUCCACUGCGUGUUCAGUAAAUUUGACACAGUCAGUCAAAAAGCAAGAUGAAACUAAGAAAGAAAAAAAAGUAAGGAAAAUUGUUUACCACAAACAUAAAAAAGCUGUGUUUACCACUUAAGUACUGUUUUCAUUUUUUAAAUGAUGUGUAGUUUAAUGAUGCUGUUGGAAUCUCAAAAACUUCAUUUUUUUCAGUUUCUAUUUCUGUAAUUGGGCAAUUACUAGAAUACUAUACUUGUGCUUUUUUCUCUACUUUGCUCUGCUUUUUUAAAAUAACAAGCUUUUUUUUAAAAGAAAGAAAAAAUUGAUUGCAACUGCACUGAAUUUUUAAUUGCUGGUUUAUAAACAAUACUUACUUUGUCUUACUUCUCUUUUUUGAAUCCUUUAUUCAAGUUAUCACUUUAUCCUGGUCAGGGGUGUAGCGGAUCGACAGCAUCACUGGGUGUGUCCAUAUUGCUACAUGAAUUAAUACUGGAAUUGCAUAAUGUCUGUCUGUAAAAUACAGGACACAUUUAUAUAUUGUUUUUGCAUUUUCACAUUUUUUAAAUUGCUUUAAAAGUUAAUGACGCAAACACUGCUAAAGUCAAGGCUCAGCAAGAGGGAUUUUAGAACUUCGGACUUUGUUGUUUACCUCAGUUUUAUUCAUCAUCUCAUUAGUUAUUUAGUUUCUAUGAUCAAUGUAGAAAUCAUAUACAAAAGUAUAAUUUUAUAUUCCAUCCGUUACCAGAAUAAGUGCCUUAUGUUGCCGGUGUUAAUAUGCUAUUCAAUCAAGGAUGUGAUGCUUUUACCCUGAAUGAAAUGUUUAAAAAUCAACAGCUCAUGAAGGUUACUUCCAAACCGUGACUUAUUUUACCUCAGUUGUAUGCAUUUGAUAGCUCUUGUCUAAAACAAUUGAGAAGGAGCCUUAAAAAAGUGCAUGCAUUGUAUUGUGUUGCCCAUGUCAUAAGAAAAAAUAUGAAUACCCCAGUACACCACGCAGAUGUGACU